Molecule: messenger RNA, 601 nt
Organism: Rhodotorula graminis WP1
Lineage: Eukaryota; Fungi; Basidiomycota; Microbotryomycetes; Sporidiobolales; Sporidiobolaceae
Exons: 2
Coding region: 1-564 (187 amino acids)
Molecular function (GO): diaminohydroxyphosphoribosylaminopyrimidine deaminase activity
Source: RefSeq, a predicted model, not a curated record
AUGUCGCCCCAGCCAACUCCGACCACGAGCGACCCAGACCACGUCCGCUUCAUUCGCCUCGCCCUCACCGAGGCCCGCAAGUCGGUCCACGUCGACACGGCCUUCUGCGUCGGCGCCGUCGUCGUCUCGGCCCCGCACCACCCGACCCGACCACACGACGUCCUCGCGACCGGCUACUCGCGCGAGCUGCCGGGCAACACGCACGCAGAGCAGUGCGCACUCGACAAGCUCGCCCAGGCCGCCGCCCCUGCCGCCUCGUCCCCUCCCUCGACCUCGAACCCGUCCUCGUCCUCCUCGCUCGACUCUCUCCUCGACGGCGCGAGCAUCUACACCACCAUGGAGCCCUGCUCGACCCGCCUAAGCGGCAACGUCCCCUGCGUCCAGCGCGUCCUCGACUCGCCCAUCCAGCGCGUCUUUGUCGGCGUCCUCGAGCCGAGCGAUUUCGUCGAGUGCGAGGGGAUCCGGUUGCUCAGGGAGGCCGGCAGGGACGUGUGGGUCGUCGUCGACCCAGAGGACCCGGACCUCGGUGACGAGUGCUUGCGGGUCGCGCGAGGGGACAAGUAGCCAAGCCGAGCUGGAACGACGAGACAGAUCCUCGCCC